UCGAACCGGCCUCAUUGUUUACUGUUUUGGAAAAACAGAAAAGUAUUAAUCAUAUUUUCAAAAUAUGGAUGCGGAUUUGUAUGAUGAGUUUGGGAACUACAUUGGUCCCCAACUUGAUUCAGAUUCUGAAGAUGAAGAGGAAAUGUAUGAUAGGCAAGAACCGGACUCCACGGAUUAUAAUGAGGAUGAAACUAUGGAGGAAGGCCAAGACGAAGAUGAAGUGCCACAAAUGCAAAUAGUAUUGCAUGAGGAUAAGAAGUACUAUCCAUCUGCUGAAGAAGUUUAUGGACCUGAUGUGGAAACUAUUGUUCAGGAGGAAGAUACUCAAGCUUUAACUGAACCUAUCAUUGCUCCCGUCAAAAGAAAGAAAUUUUCACAUGCAGAGCAGGAUUUGCCAACAACGAAAUACAAUUUGGAGUUCUUGGCUGAUUUAAUGGAUAAUACAGACUUAAUAAGAAAUGUUGCUCUGAUUGGUCAUCUUCAUCAUGGAAAAACUUCUUUUGUUGAUUGCCUGAUAGAGCAAACUCAUCCUGAUAUGAGAGCCAGGGAAGGUUCAAAUCUACGAUAUACGGAUACACUGUAUACAGAACAAGAGCGAGGAGUAAGCAUUAAAGCUACACCCGUAACUUUCGUUUUACCAGACUUGAAAGGAAAAUCAUAUCUGAUGAAUGUUUUUGAUACACCGGGCCAUGUGAAUUUCUCAGAUGAAGUGACAGCAGCAAUUAGACUUUGUGAUGGCAUUGUGUUAUUUGUGGAUGCUGCUGAAGGGGUAAUGUUAAACACUGAAAGAUUAUUAAAGCAUGCAGUUCAAGAAAAGCUAGCAAUAUGUAUAUGUAUCAACAAAAUUGAUAGACUUAUGCUGGAAUUGAAGUUGCCCCCUCAAGAUGCAUAUUAUAAACUGAGACAUAUUGUUGAAGAAAUCAAUGGACUGCUAAGCUUGUACUCUGACGAAAAUGAGACAAUUUCAGUAUCUCCACUUCUUGGGAAUGUCUGCUUUGCUAGCUCGCAGUAUAGCUUGUGCUUCACAUUACGAUCAUUUGCUCUUAUGUAUUCUCAAACUUAUGGUGGAAUCAGUGUCCCAGACUUUGCAAAACGUCUCUGGGGUGAUAUAUAUUUCAACAGUAAAACGCGGAAGUUCACGAAAAAGCCACCUCAUAGCUCUGUUCAAAGAAGUUUCGUGGAAUUCAUUUUAGAGCCUCUCUAUAAGCUGUUUGCUCAGGUUGUAGGAGAUGUUGAUGCCAGCUUACCUCAAUUGCUAGAUGAGUUAUCUAUUAAAUUAACAAAGUCUGAGAUGAGGCUGAAUGUACGACCUUUGUUGAGAAUAAUUUGCUCCAAGUUUGUAGGGGAUUUUAAUGGUUUUGUUGACAUGUGCGUCAAUCAUGUACCAUCUCCAGCUGCAAACGCUAAACUGAAGAUAUCCCACAUUUAUACUGGCCCCUCAGGAAGUGACUUAGCUGAAGUUAUGGCUGACUGCGAUCCUGAAGGUCCAUUGAUGAUUCACACCACUAAGCAAUACUCUACUCAAGAUGCUACUAGCUUUCAUGUGUUUGGACGCGUCAUGAGUGGAACAUUACAUGCUAAUCAGGAUGUUCGGAUAUUGGGAGAAACUUAUACAUCUGUCGAUGAGGAAGACUCUAGAGUUUUGACUGUUGGGAGACUCUGGAUUUCUGAAGCAAGAUACAAGAUUGAAAUCAACAGAGUUCCUGCUGGAAACUGGGUUUUGAUUGAAGGAAUAGAUCAGCCAAUUGUUAAAACAGCCACAAUUGUAGAUACUAACGAAACCUCAGAACUGUUCAUAUUCCGACCUCUUAAGUUUAACACGAAUUCUGUCAUUAAAAUAGCUGUAGAACCUGUGAAUCCUUCUGAAUUGCCAAAAAUGUUAGGUGGAUUAAGAAAAGUGAAUAAGUCAUAUCCCCUUCUUAGCACAAAGAUUGAAGAGUCUGGAGAGCAUAUCAUUCUUGGAACUGGAGAGUUAUACUUAGAUUGUGUAAUGCACGAUUUACGAAAAAUGUAUUCAGAAAUAGAUAUAAAAGUUGCUGAUCCGGUUGUGUGCUUUUGUGAAACUGUUGUUGAAACAUCCUCACUAAAAUGUUUUGCAGAAACUCCAAAUAAAAAAAACAAGUUGACAAUGAUUGCAGAGCCCUUAGAGAAAGGACUAGCGGAAGAUAUUGAAAAUGAAGUUGUGCAAAUUAAUUGGAAUCGUAAAAGACUGGGGGAAUUUUUUCAAACCAAAUACGAUUGGGAUUUAUUGGCUGCUCGUUCAAUUUGGGCAUUUGGGCCAGAUACCACUGGACCCAAUAUUCUUGUGGAUGAUACGCUUCCAUCUGAGGUUGACAAAAGCUUACUGAGCAUGGUGAAAGACAGUAUUGUACAAGGAUUUCAGUGGGCUACUAGAGAAGGUCCUCUGUGUGAAGAACCAAUUAGAAAUGUAAAAUUCAAGAUUUUGGAUGCUGUAAUUGCUGGAGAACCUAUCCACAGAGGAGGAGGUCAAAUCAUACCCACUGCUCGCAGAGUAGCUUACUCUGCUUUCUUGAUGGCCACACCAAGACUAAUGGAACCAUAUUACUUUGUUGAAGUUCAAGCUCCAGCUGACUGUGUUUCAGCAGUUUAUACAGUUUUAGCUCGAAGGAGAGGGCACGUUACUCAAGAUGCUCCAGUUCCAGGAUCUCCCUUAUAUACCAUAAAAGCAUUCAUUCCUGCCAUUGACUCAUUUGGGUUUGAAACUGAUUUAAGAACUCACACUCAAGGACAAGCUUUCUGUUUAUCAGUGUUUCAUCACUGGCAGAUUGUCCCCGGUGAUCCAUUGGAUAAGUCGAUAGUCAUUCGACCAUUGGAACCACAGCCUGCUGCACAUCUGGCCAGAGAGUUUAUGAUCAAAACAAGGAGGAGAAAAGGUCUUAGCGAAGAUGUCAGCAUCAACAAGUUCUUCGACGAUCCUAUGUUGUUGGAACUUGCCAGACAAGAUGUUAUGUUGAACUAUCCUUUGUAAUCAAAUCAUCUGUCUAUGAACUGUAAAUAUUCACUCAAAAC
Uloborus diversus is the source of this 3030-nucleotide messenger RNA. Its product is annotated as 116 kDa U5 small nuclear ribonucleoprotein component-like. The coding region runs from base 65 to 2989 and encodes 974 amino acids. The transcript has 24 exons. Gene Ontology annotation, cellular component: U4/U6 x U5 tri-snRNP complex; U2-type catalytic step 2 spliceosome; cytosol. Gene Ontology annotation, biological process: mRNA splicing, via spliceosome. NCBI's taxonomy places the organism in Eukaryota, Metazoa, Arthropoda, Arachnida, Araneae, Uloboridae. The record is from RefSeq and is a predicted model, not a curated record. Gene Ontology annotation, molecular function: GTP binding; U5 snRNA binding; translation elongation factor activity.